Messenger RNA from Aspergillus caelatus, 1440 nucleotides. RefSeq lists its product as uncharacterized. The transcript is spliced from 3 exons. The coding region runs from base 1 to 1440 and encodes 479 amino acids. NCBI's taxonomy places the organism in Eukaryota, Fungi, Ascomycota, Eurotiomycetes, Eurotiales, Aspergillaceae. The record is from RefSeq and is a predicted model, not a curated record.
AUGGCAUGUCGCGGCGUGUGGAACCUGUGUGUUAAUGGAAAAUGGUAUCGCUACGGUGAUUCGGCUUCGCCAAUUUCUCCUCCUGGGAAUAUAUCCACGCUGCGAAAGCUCAACCAGUUGCUUGACAACCCGGACAUCAAAGGAUGGAAGAAGGUUACAUCACCCAGCCUUGACCUUUCCAACAUGGACUUCAUUUACACUCUCGAUACGGACGCUGGAACUUUCAAAAUCUCCCUCGGGGGGCGUUUUACCAGACCCCCGUUGGCUGUGCUGACGGACGUAUAUCUCAAGCCCGCUACUCUUCGUGAGGGCCAUGAUAUGGAUCUCCGCUAUACUGUACUGGGGUAUUCUCACUUUGCCCCCCAAAAGUAUACCACAGUCGACGAGCUCGAUUUGCAGCGACUCAAUCUAAAAAGAUUACACUUGAAGUUUGGUAUUCCGACUGCCAUGAAUGAGCUACAGGAGCGGAUCUUUGCGGACUUUUUCUUUAGAUGGGAUGAGUACCUUGACCCGCCUGAUUGGGGAUACAUGAAUCGUGACUUCAGGUCGCUUUCUAUGUCCCUCUUGCGUUUCGCAGCCUGGGACUUUGAAGUCACAUCUGGACCUAGACCCGCUAUGGGUUCCGCAGAACUUGAAAAAUGGCAGUAUCCUGAGUCGGAGCUUUUCUGGUUCCACAGGUUCCUUGUUGUGAUCCAUGAGGAUAUCCGGUCUGAAUCAAUGAAAAGCAUAGCUAUACUAAAGGCCAGAAUGAUGGGCGAUUGGUGUAGCAAAAGCCUAUUACUGCUCACUAGCUCCUCAGCAGCUUGGUACUCACCUGGUUUCCGAGCUCUGUCAAAGGUUUUAUCAUCGAACUACCAGGCCCCCAUUGAGGAUACUGCGGCUAAUCUAGAGCAAUGGAGGAUUGCUCUCUCGUUUGAAAUAUUGCAGAUGAUACUGGUGCUGUGCGAACCCCGAGAUGCUGUUUCUUUUGCACAAGCUUCGAUCGCCGUUGAGAAAUGCUACUAUACUUCGAUUCCCCAAUUCAAGGACCUAGCUGUGCAAGAAUAUGUCUCGUCUAUACCAUGCUGCGGUAAACCUGAUGGAUUACAUGUUCGAGGACUCUGUUGUGCGGAAUGCUAUGCUUGGCAGCAUGUCGAGUGCGUCGGUCUGCUACACUGGCCAUCUGAUAUACAACACAUCUGUUCCAAGUGCCAGGAGAAAGAGCCACUUGACCCUUCCCUGGUUCUUCGAAAGAGCCGGCGAUAUAGAUGGAGAGACUGGCCAGUGCAUAAUGGGAGGUCUGCAAUGGCACUCCGACACGGAUGUUAUGUGGGCGGAAAAAUAGCGGGCUACAUAAUUUCCUUUAAUGGCAUGUUCUCUGGUAUGUCUUAUGUGCUUGAAACUAUACGUGACAUGGACUGCGAUGGGAGGAGUUUCGGUCGAAUUCGGGGAAGAAGAUGA